This is a messenger RNA of Spea bombifrons (plains spadefoot toad), 1159 nucleotides long. RefSeq names its product high affinity cGMP-specific 3',5'-cyclic phosphodiesterase 9A-like. The transcript is spliced from 12 exons. Gene Ontology annotation, biological process: cGMP catabolic process. Gene Ontology annotation, molecular function: 3',5'-cyclic-GMP phosphodiesterase activity. Lineage: Eukaryota; Metazoa; Chordata; Amphibia; Anura; Pelobatidae. The record is from RefSeq and is a predicted model, not a curated record. The coding region runs from base 100 to 1143 and encodes 347 amino acids.
GACCGGUUAGUGACACAGACUGAACAAGACAGUUAGAGACAGUCGCAUACUGACAAGGGCCACUACGGGCAUUUGAGAAAUUUAUUCCCUCAAAUCAGGAUGGAAAAUACAACAGAAAAAGUCAGUGAACUUUCACUUAACCAAGUAUCAUCUCAGAGUGACAAGAAUCUCAUACAGUUAUCCGACGAGAUCAGACUUAGUCUGAAGAGACCCUCGCUGAACGUGUGGAAUAUACAGGACAAACAGAUGCUUGAUCUCCUGGAACACAUGUUUCAUGACCUGGGCCUGGUGACAGAAUUCAAGAUGGAUGACAAGAUCCUUGAAAACUUCCUGUGCCGCGUUCAAAAUAAUUAUAGAGCAAAUCCUUUCCACAACUUCAGACACGGCUUCUGUGUCACUCAGAUGAUGUACAGCGUUAUCUGCGCAUGUCGGCUGCAGGACAGGCUGCCUCCUGCAGAUAUUGUAGGCCUCAUUGUAGCUUCUCUGUGCCACGACCUGGAUCAUCCUGGCCUUAACAAUGCAUAUCAGGUUAAUGCCGGCACUGAACUGGCCGCUCGUUAUAAGAACAAAUCGCCUCUGGAGAACCAUCACUGGGCAGUCACCCAACAGAUACUGAGCCACCCACAGUCCAACAUAUUCUGCAACACGGACCCAGGGGACGCCACGCACAUGCAGGAGGAAAUUAAGGAGUUAAUCCUAGCGACAGACAUGAUCAAUCACGGCCACGUCCUGCGAUGCCUGCAGGAAAUACAUGGCAUGGAUCCUUCCGACAGAAAACACGUGAGCGUGCUGAAGAAAGGACUCAUUAAGUUCUGCGACAUCUCCAACGAGGUUCGGCCUGCGGAGCAAGCGGAGAUCUGGGCGGACGCAUUAUUAGAAGAAUACUUCCUGCAGAGCGACCGCGAGAAGGCAGAGGGUCUCCCCGUCACCCCAUACAUGGACCGGGACACGGUGACAAAAGCCACCGCUCAGAGCUCCUUCAUCGACUCCCUGCUUCUUCCACUGUGUGAGGCUCUGGGCAAGAUUUUACCCCAGAUGAACAACCUGGCGCUCAAACCCUUGGCAGAAGCUAAACGGCGCUAUCAGCGUCAGAUGGAAAAGACUCAUCGGACAGACUUGCCAAUUUAUUCCCCAUCUGUGUGAAGACCAGGCGAUCCAC